UGGCCCUCCUCACACGUGGCCCCACCGCUCAGGAGCUUCUCCUUCCUCCAAGUCCGGCCCCAACACCCAAAGCUGAACAGAGAGACCCGAACCCCGCAGCCAUGGCCACGGAGCGACCUGUGCGGCUGGUGCUGGAUGCGUCCCUCCUCCUCGAUCCCGUCGGUGCAGGGGCGCCGGUGCCCACGCUGCGUCCCGGGGCGGAGGCGCUGCUGCGGCGGCUGCGCCACUCCAAUCUGGGCGUGGCAAUUUGCCAUCCGGAGGAAAUGCCAACUACUGUGUCAGGCUUUCUUGAAAUGGCAGCAGACUUGAACUCCUUUGGGUAUAUAUCACUACCUGCUCCAACUGGGAAUCACUUACUAAAUGAGUUGAUGUUAGAGUGGAGCAGAACAAGUUCUUGUUUUUAUGCUACUUCGACAGUUGAUGAAGAUCUAUUUUCUGAACUUCAGAGCCAUAACUGGAAGGUUAUUGCUGUAGAUAAUGAAUGUGGAACGAAAGAUUCGGGAGUUGUAAAUAUUGGCAAGCUUCAAGAGCUGCUUAUCACUUUGGCUACUUUAAUUAAAAAGGAAAUAGCUAGCUCAUCUAUUUUGAUGGUUGGCUAUGCAAUGAAACCAUCCCGUGAGGAAGACUUUGCCAAGAGAGGAGCAUUUCCCCUUUAUCCAAGUCAAAAUGGACUUAUCUUUGUCCCACUCUCAUUUGAACUUCCUUUAGCCUCUCAACUUCAAGAAGUUGACAUAAUCCUCCACAAAAUGACGGAUGAGAUCAUUAGCAUUGAUCCAAAUUGCUCCAUCAGUUUUCCCAGGGGAAUUUCAUUUUCUGCAGGAAUGUCUGAAGUUAUAAGGUUUAUGGAAGAAUAUCCUGAUUUCUGCAUCAUUGAUCCAUUCAAAAAUAUCUCCCCGUUGCUGGAUCGUCUGCAAAUUCAAGAAAUUCUAGUUAGAUUGCAAGAACUUGGCUCUGAAGGAAGGCCCAAACUCCGAGCACCACAUUCUUUGAAGGUCAUAAACUUCAGUGGCAGUGAAUUACAGAAGCAACUAGCAGAAGCUAAUUUAUCAUUUCCACUCAUUGUGAAGCCACAAGUAGCAUGUGGAGUUGCUGAUGCGCACAAUAUGGCAUUAGUUUUCCAAAUUGAAGAGUUUAGCAACCUUAGUGUGCCCCUUCCAGCUAUUCUACAGGAAUACAUUGAUCAUGGUUCCAAGAUAUACAAAUUUUAUGUAAUUGGAGACAAGGUUUUUCAUGCUGUAAAAACUUCAAUGCCCAAUGCAAAUUUGCUAAAAUCGUCAUCGGGGGAUGAACCUCUUACGUUUAAUAGUUUGAAGACUCUUCCAGUGGCUACCAAGGAGCAGCUGCUGCUGAACAGGGCACAGGAUAACAAAUCUCUGAACAUCGGUGUGGUGGAAGAGGCUGCAAAAUUGUUAAAGGAAUCACUUGGACUAACAAUUUUUGGAUUUGAUGUUGUUGUUCAGGAGGGUAGCGGAGACCACGUCAUAGUGGACCUAAACUAUCUUCCGUCGUUCAAAGAAGUUCCUGACUCCGAGGCGAUGCCUGCAUUCUGGGAUGCAAUCAGGCAGUCAUACGAGUCGAAGAAAGGGAAGGUGCAAACUUAGUCAAUGGCCUCGAGAAAAACCAUAUUCAAUAACGGCGACAACAUCCACACCAUUCGGUGGAGAUCACCACUAUUGGGUGUUGAAUUAACAAACCGUCUAGAAGCGGCUGCUUGUCGCCUAGAAUCGUAGAGUACUUCGAAACUUUGCAGGCAGAGAUGUGUACUAACACUAAUAAUCCGGGAGCGACAACGCUCAACUGUGGAGUUAAAACUGGUUGCCGUACAAGUGUAUAACCAUGCUAACCUCCUCUCUUUUUGCUCUGUGUUGUAUGAUUUACAUGUGAAUGUGAGUGGCCCUGUAGACACUGUACUGCAAUGUGAGUGACAUGAUAUGCUUGUUUCUGCUC
Triticum aestivum (bread wheat) is the source of this 1947-nucleotide messenger RNA. Its product is annotated as inositol-tetrakisphosphate 1-kinase 6. Gene Ontology annotation, molecular function: magnesium ion binding; inositol-3,4,5,6-tetrakisphosphate 1-kinase activity; inositol-1,3,4-trisphosphate 5-kinase activity. The record is from RefSeq and is a predicted model, not a curated record. Gene Ontology annotation, biological process: inositol trisphosphate metabolic process. NCBI's taxonomy places the organism in Eukaryota, Viridiplantae, Streptophyta, Magnoliopsida, Poales, Poaceae. Bases 102 to 1601 code for a protein of 499 amino acids. The transcript is spliced from 12 exons. Gene Ontology annotation, cellular component: cytoplasm.